Spinacia oleracea (spinach) is the source of this 2010-nucleotide messenger RNA. Its product is annotated as E3 ubiquitin-protein ligase APD2. Bases 203 to 1567 code for a protein of 454 amino acids. Gene Ontology annotation, molecular function: ubiquitin protein ligase activity. The transcript is spliced from 10 exons. Lineage: Eukaryota; Viridiplantae; Streptophyta; Magnoliopsida; Caryophyllales; Amaranthaceae. Gene Ontology annotation, cellular component: plant-type vacuole membrane; endosome. Gene Ontology annotation, biological process: protein ubiquitination; cell cycle. The record is from RefSeq and is a predicted model, not a curated record.
AACAUAUUUUCAAUAAAUAAAAUUAUCCAAUUAUCUGGUGCCUAGUUGAUUUUGACAUCAACGACUAAUCUCAACAGGAGACGACCGACGAACUUCCCACCAACACGCAAAAGUCAUCGAUUAGUGAUUACCCCUUUAUUUCUCCCCAUUUAUGGAAAAAUCUCUAUUCUAGGGUUUUGAACCACCAAGCUUCACCCCAUCUAUGGAGGCAGCAACCUCGAUUUCACCGUCUCCACCCCCGUCAGCGGACGAAGGGCCGUCGACUUCCUCGUCGUCGACGUCGUCCGGUGGUCCGUCUAGGUUUCCGGAGGUUUAUUCGGAGGAGGAGAGAGAUAUGGAAUCGCCGGAGCUUAUACAGCAGCAAUCAAGCAUGUCGUACCGUGUUAGGCCCGUGCCCCGCCGGAUUCCAUCGUCGCUGGGGCUGGAGGAACCUCCUGCUGAUGACACUUUGUCCUGCGUUAUCGUUAUCCUUACAUUUUGGUUCUUUGUGUCUAUGACACUCAUUAUGGGUAUCUUUGGAUCGGAAAAUAUACAACUUGGCCCUUAUAGCUCCAUUCUGUUACGCCCUAACCCCUUAUUUGUAAAUACUAUAAAGGUGGAAGUAUCAAAAAAAGUGGUGGUUGGUCCUAUGCUUUAUGGGUUCUACAAAAAUCCCCCGCUAGAGAACACUGAGAUAUGGUCUGAAUCUAUGAAUACUUCAAUUAAACAGGAGUCUCAUAAGGAAUGGAUUUAUUACUUGAAUAAGGGUUCCCAGAUCAAUAUAUCGUACAACGUGGCAAGCUCAUCUUCUUUGUUGCUCAUAGUAGCGAAAGGAAUUGAAGGACUUGCUGAGUGGCUUGAGGACCCAUCAUAUCCAGAUAGCACUCUGUCGUGGAAUGUCAUACAUGGAAGUGGUUCAAUCAGGCAGGAUAUAUUAAGAUCUUAUGAUUAUUAUGUCGCUGUUGGAAACCUUAACUCUGAUGACGUGGAGGUUGAGCUGAACCUCUCAAUACGAUCUUCCAUGCACGACACUGCAGAUUCGUAUUUUAAGUGUAAUUUGACUCGAGGUUGGUGCAAUUUAAAGAUUCCUUUCCCAGGUGGAAAUGCUGCUUUGUUGACAACUCCGGGACCAUUAGAGGGUAAUGGAAGCAAUAGAGAGUAUGUCAAACUGUCGUAUGAACCGCGCUGGAUGACGUAUUUUCUCGGUGGGAUGACUUCAGUCAUGUUAUGGGCAUUCAACUUCUUGAAUAGGAUCAGACGUAACAUGGAAGAUUCCCCUGAAAAUCAAUCAGGGGACUUGGGAUCCGAGAGAGCUCCUCUGUUGUCCCAGAAGGAUGAUGAACUUUCUAGCUUGGGUUCAUCUUAUGAUUCCGGCUCACAAAAUGAUGAGGAAACCCAAGAGGACAUGGAAGAAGGAUGUAGGCGACUCUGUGUUAUUUGUUUUGAUGCACCUAAAGAUUGCUUCUUCAUUCCUUGUGGCCACUGCGCUACUUGUUUUACAUGUGGGAUAAGAAUCGCUGAAGUGUCCGGUACUUGCCCUAUUUGUCGACGUAGGAUGAAGAAAGUUAGAAGGAUAUAUACCGUCUGAUGAUGCUGGGAGUAAAAUACACCCUCUCUCAUAUUUGAGGCUUGUAGCUGACCAGUUUGACAAGUGAUGUUUUUAGUCUCAGUUGCCAUCGAUUGGGAAUGCACCAGUCAUUAUGGGCACUAUUACGUGAAUGGUCAAGCCUCCGUAUUUUUUCUGGGUUAACCAUUUACCAUUUUGUAUCAUGCCAUCAUAGUUCAUAACAAACGAAUACUUGUAUAUCUGGGGUCAUUUUAUUAUUGGCAGGGUUAAAAAUGGUGAAACUGCUUUGCAGUUGGCUUCCCUGGAUUGUCUGAUCAACGAAUUUCCCUCUUGUAAUUUUCUUUCUCCUUGUGUACAGAAACUUGCAGAGUCUUUAACUGUAUAUGUAGUCUGUUAAAAUGUAAUAUAAAACUCCUGUAUCUUUCUAUUCAUAUGAAUUUAAGGUGUGCCCAUUUUGUUUUCGA